CCAUGGCUGACUAAAGCUACAGGGACCUGGGCUUACAGGUUCAGCCCGGCGCAGGCAGUGGGGUCCGUGUCAGGAGAGCAUGAGGCCACCGGCUGGUGCUAACCGGUCUCUCUCUCUCCCUUGUAGGAUGUGUCCUUCCCUGGCUCUCGUGCUGAUGCUGGCGGCACUGGGGAGCGUCGGGGCGCUGGACCCCAGGGUCUUCACUUGCCCGGAGCUGCGGGCUCAUGUCGGGGCCUCAGUCCUGCUGGAGUGUUUCCUCCUGGUCCCCGGGGACGGAGCCUGGACAGUGACCAAGGUGGACUGGGUGCACACGCCGAGAAACAGCACGGAGUCGGAGGUGGUGGUCUUCUACUACUACAGCGGGCGCGGCGUCCCGGCAGGGCCUGCCCGGGAGCGCGUGUGGUGGCUGGGGGACGUGUCCCGUGGCAAUGGCUCCAUUGGGCUGCAGGACGUGCAGGAGGGCGACGGUGGCACCUACACCUGUGAGAUCCGGGUGUCCGGGCACAGCAGCGUCUUCAAGAACCGCACGGCGCUGCACGUGGUCCCUGCCGCACGCAGACGCUCCUGGGCUGUGGUGACUGUGGGCCCCGUGGACCCCGAGAGCGCCGGGGGCAGCGAAGGAGGCAGCAGCAUCGUGGGCUAUGUCUGUGCAGCCGUUGGCCUGGUCCUCGCCCUCUUGCUGGCUCUUGGGCUGGUGCUCCGGACACGAAGGUCCGCGGAGACCAAGGCCCUUGCAAAGAGCUGGGAGGACAGCAGUAAGAGCAAAGCAGAGAAAAGCAUCUACUCCUCCAUCCACGGCCCGGGGACGCCCAAGGCCGUGUGCGAGGCUGAGCAGAGCGGCAAAGCCGAGGCAACCUACGUCACCAUGCGUCCUGUGGCUGCUUUCCCCAGGGCAGGCACCGUGCUGCUGGAUGACAGCACCUACAUCAACUUCGUGAGGAAGACAAUCCCGGCAGAGUGGAGGCAGAAAGGACUGCAAAGCGAGGGUGAAACCCAGGGAAGCAGGAAAGCUGGGGAUGGAGCAGCCUGUCCUGGGGUGGAAAACCCCUGUGCUGUAGAGGCGGGAUGUGAGCCUGAGGCCCAGCCUGGCAAAGCCACCUUGGACACUAGCUCAGGCGAGGGGCAAGCUCUGCCCACUCCACCAGGAUGCUGUGGUGCUGGCACUCGGCCCCAUGGAGACAAGGACCCUGCUAUGUGCUGACCCGGUGCUUCUCCGAUCUCUUUGGACUGCAGUGGUGCCUGGAGGCCUGCUCAGGAUCGGGGCCCUGCGCUCAGCACAAUGUCCACAUGCCACUAAUUAUGGACGCAGCGCGGGCUGGGCGCCUGGCCUGGCCUCCGGGGGCUGCUGGCUGCUGCAGGGACCUGGUGGGACAGGGAGCGCAGCUGGGCCCAAGGAAACGGGUCGUGCUCUGGGUUGGUCCUCGGCCCGGAGCGAGCCGGCACGCGGCGGUGCCCCGCAGACAGGCAGUACUGGUAUGUGCAGCCCCACGCUCGGCUAUGGCACCUCUGGGGCCAGGGGCUUAGCCGCGUGCCAGUGAGAGCCGUGCCAAGGCGCUGGCAUCUUGUUUGGACAAUAAAGUGUCA
Molecule: messenger RNA, 1584 nt
Organism: Alligator sinensis (Chinese alligator)
Lineage: Eukaryota; Metazoa; Chordata; Crocodylia; Alligatoridae
Gene: JAML
Product: junction adhesion molecule like
Exons: 7
Coding region: 80-1201 (373 amino acids)
Cellular component (GO): membrane
Source: RefSeq, a predicted model, not a curated record